This is a messenger RNA of Macrobrachium nipponense, 1017 nucleotides long. Its product is annotated as DNA ligase 1-like. The record is from RefSeq and is a predicted model, not a curated record. The coding region runs from base 1 to 1017 and encodes 338 amino acids. The transcript has a single exon. NCBI's taxonomy places the organism in Eukaryota, Metazoa, Arthropoda, Malacostraca, Decapoda, Palaemonidae.
AUGUUCGAUGUUGACGUCAGAACCGGAAAAAAGUCAGUUCCCCGGGAAAAGUCAGAAACCGGGAAACAAAAGUUCAGAACGCGGGAAACAACCGGAAAAAGUCAGAACCGGAUAAAAGGUCAGAAACCGGGAAAAAGUCAGAACGCGGGAAAAGUCAGAACCGGGGGAAAAGUCAGGAACCGGAAAAGGAAAAAGUCAAGAACCGGAAAAAGGUCAGAAACCGGGAAACAACCGGCCGGAAAAGUCAGAACGCGGAAAAAGUCAGAACCGGGAAAAGUCAAGAACCGGGAAAAAGUCCAGAACCGGUGGAAAAAGUCAGAACCGGGAAAACAAACCGGUUGGGAAAAGUCAGAACGCCGGAAAAAGUUCAGAACCGGAAAAAGAUCAAAAACCGGAAAAAGUCAGAACCGGGAAACAACCGGUGGGAAAAGUCAGAACCGGAAAGUUCAGAAUAAACGCCGGAAAAAGUUCAGAAACCGGGGAAAAAGUCAAAGAACCGGAAAAAGUCAGGAACCGGAAAAAAGUCAGAAAAACCAGGGAAAAAGUUCCAGGACCGGAAUAAAAAGUCAGAUAAACCGGGAAGGGAAAAGUCAGAACCGGAAAAAGUCAGAACCGGGAAAAACACCGGGAAAAAGUUCAGAACCUGGAAAAAGUUCAGGAAACCAGGGAAACAACGCGGGGAAAGUCAAGGAACCGGGAAAAAGUUCAGAACCGGGAACGGGAAAAGUCAGGAAACGCCGGAAAAAAUCAGAAAAACGCCGGGAAAAGUCAGAACCGGGAAACAACCGGUGGGAAAAGUCAAGAAACCAGAAAAAAGUCAGAGCUGGAAAGAAAAAAGUCAAAGGACCGGCCAAAAGUCAGACGCGGGAAACAACCGGAAAAAGUCAGAACCCGGAAAAAGUCAGAAAACCGGGAAAGGAAAACUCAGAAACAGGAAAAAAAGUCAGACCGGAAAAAAGUCAGGACCGGGAAAAGUCAGGACCGGAAAAAGUCAGGAACCGGGAAACAACCGGGUAA